Thlaspi arvense is the source of this 744-nucleotide messenger RNA. The record is from the annotation of a GenBank genome assembly. NCBI's taxonomy places the organism in Eukaryota, Viridiplantae, Streptophyta, Magnoliopsida, Brassicales, Brassicaceae.
AUGGAGCUCCGCCUCCGUCAACGGGUAAUCCGAGCACCGUUUCCCAUGUUCAUCGCCAUUACGUUAUUCCUCCUUCAACUUUUGGCCGUCACGGCCCAAAUUAAUCACAGCGAGUCUUCUACACAACCCUCCGUUAAUUCUCCGUCAGCGACUAGUACUCGAUAUCUGUCGUCAUCAUCUCCAUCAUUAGCUGGAAAACGGAUCUCGUUCAGGUUCAGGUGGAGGAGAAGACGACGUCGUAACAAGGUAAACAGAGCGAGCAUGGAGUUCCUAUUCGCACACAACCUCGUACGUGCGCGCGUGGGAGAACCGCCGUUAGAAUGGGACGGAAGAUUAGCGGCGUACGCGCGCGCGUGGGCGAACAAGCGCGUGGGUGAUUGUAGGCUUGUUCACUCUAACGGUCCUUUCGGAGAAAACAUAUUUUGGGCCGGAAAGAAUAAUUGGAGGCCCAUUGAUGUCGUUAAAGUGUGGGCCGAUGAGGAUAAGUUUUAUGACGUGAAAGCUAACACGUGUGAGCCAGGGCAGAUGUGUGGACAUUACACGCAGAUCGUGUGGAGAGAUAGCACGAAGGUUGGUUGCGCACGUGUGGAUUGUUCAAACGGCGGCGUUUAUGCGAUUUGUGUUUAUAACCCACCGGGAAAUUACGAAGGCGAAAACCCGUUUGGAAGUUACGGAGACCAGAUUGGUCUUGUCCGGGACGAUCCACCGGCGGCGAUCGUUGAGCGACUUAACGAAAUGGCAUGA